AUGGGGCUUAAGAAUAUCAUCUUGGCAAUAUCUCUAACAAUUUUCAUAACCAUCUUUGUAUUGAUUUCUACAAUAUUCAUUGGCAACAACAAAACAGAAAUGCACAUGCACAUGCAAACGCAAGCAAAAACGCUGACGAAGAAGCCUCCUAGGGUGAGUCGUUUCCUAGCACAGAACGCGAAGAUCGGUCGUAACGCUAACGGGGCAGAGCAUUGCAAUAAAAACGAGGAGAUAUGCAAGAGUCAAGGAACAAACAACUCCACAAUGGCGUGUUGUAGCAACAAGUGUGUUGAUGUGGCGUACGAUAACGAUAACUGUGGCGCAUGUAAGAACCAAUGCUUGUUCACGCAGGCUUGUUGUGGGGGAGAGUGCGUUUACUUGGCUUAUGAUAAGAGACAUUGUGGGGAGUGUAAUCAUAGUUGUUUGGUUGGUGAGUUCUGUGUCUAUGGGUUGUGUAAUUAUGCGUGA
This is a messenger RNA of Eutrema salsugineum, 468 nucleotides long. Its product is annotated as stigma-specific STIG1-like protein 3. The coding region runs from base 1 to 468 and encodes 155 amino acids. The record is from RefSeq and is a predicted model, not a curated record. NCBI's taxonomy places the organism in Eukaryota, Viridiplantae, Streptophyta, Magnoliopsida, Brassicales, Brassicaceae. The transcript has a single exon.